AAAGAAUAAGAAGAAGAAGAAGUAAGAGGAAGAAGAAGAAAAACAGAGCGAGGGAAAAUGGUGUUGUGGGAGAUUACAUUGGCAACAGCGUAUUUCUUGGGGUUAAAGCGAACGUUUAAGCUCGCUAUGAAGAUUCAGCGACGUCUUGUUUCCCCCAAGCACCCUCGGAUUCGUCAAUUUCUGCGCGGACGUACACGCGCCAUAUUUGAUGUUACCGUAAAAGUUCACCAGAGAAUUCAGCAUCGAAACAUAGAAGUUGGUAAGAAUCUUGGUAGCUGGAUUUCACGAGGGCUUAAUCGAAUGAAACAAUCUGCUGAGAUUCAUGAACCUCCAAGGGGGCCUAUGAAAUGUAUGAAAAUGGUCAAGCAGGCUUCCAGCUCCUACUUGAAACACCGGCCCAGCCCUCGAGCGGUGAUUAGUCAGAAAUUCGAUCAAUAUAUGUCAAUUACCUCAUCAGUACACAGAUGGCCUAAGCCCUUCCCUACCAUUGCAAUGAUCAUGAGGCAGCCGAAGCCCGCUGGAACUGGGACCAUGAUCCAAUACCGACAAUAUGCCAUUUGUGGCUCUGAAGCAAUGACAACAAUGAAUUACAGAAGAGGAGGUUUCAACAACGUUAUUCGAGAAGAUAUUAUGCAGUGGAUGCUCCGAAAUUAGAAGAGAGAAUGUUUUCUAGUUGCCCUCUCCUUGGAGACUACAAUAUUUGGCCGACAAUACAGUCUUUAGUGAAGUGUUUAGCUUCCAAUCUUAGAUUGGAGUCGAUGGAGAUUGUUCCUUUUCUUCUUGAUGUAAAAUCUUUCUAACAUGUUC
Cucurbita maxima (winter squash) is the source of this 807-nucleotide messenger RNA. RefSeq lists its product as uncharacterized. Lineage: Eukaryota; Viridiplantae; Streptophyta; Magnoliopsida; Cucurbitales; Cucurbitaceae. The transcript has 3 exons. The record is from RefSeq and is a predicted model, not a curated record. Bases 58 to 654 code for a protein of 198 amino acids.